Molecule: messenger RNA, 645 nt
Organism: Eruca vesicaria subsp. sativa (arugula)
Lineage: Eukaryota; Viridiplantae; Streptophyta; Magnoliopsida; Brassicales; Brassicaceae
Source: the annotation of a GenBank genome assembly
AUGGCUGCAAAUUUAAGGAAAAAUGCGUUCUUGUCUUCUUUCAUGUUUCUUCUCUUAAACGGUUCCUCGUACGCAAUCACAAGUUCAGAGAUGAGCACAGUAUGUGACAAAACUUUAGACCCAUCUUUCUGUCUUGACUUCCUCAAUUCAGAAUUCUCAUCUCCUAAUCUUCAAGCCUUGGCGAAAGCCACACUUGAUGCCACACAUGCAAGAGCAACACAAACAUUCAAAAGACUCCAAUCUAUUAUCGAUGGAGGAGUCGACCCACGAUCGAAACUAGCUUACAGAUCAUGCUUAGAUGAAUAUGAGAAUGCAAUUGGAAACCUCGAGGAAGCUUUUGAGCAUUUAGCUUCUGGCGAGGGUGAGGGUCUGAACACUAAAGUUUCUGCUGCAUUAGAUGGAGCUGAUACAUGUCUAGAUUAUGUGAAGAGAUUGAGAUCUGUAGAUGAUUUUGUUUUAAAUAACAGUAAGGGAAUUAAGAAUCUUUGUGCGAAAGAUUCAUAUUUUAUUAAGGUACUACCAAAAGAUUGGCCUCAUGAGUCAUCCAACUUGAGAGUUGAGAGUUUACAUGGGAGAAAGAAAAGCCUCGAGCGCGAGCUCCUUUUGCAAGGCGAUCAGCUCGGAAGUUCAAAGAACAUGGAGUAA